AUGACCUCUCCCUGGGCAAAAAUUGACCAACCUGAUCCAGUAAGUCUAGAAGAAAUUAUAUCUGAAGAAGUCGCCAAAAAAUUGCAAGGGAAAGAAGAUAAAAGACUGAAGCAAAAGAUCAAGAAAGACUUUGCAACUCAAACUCCCGUGAAAUUACCAACCAAAUCCGAUAAGAUUUGUGAUAUUGACGAAGUUAAGACAAAAAGGCAGCAUGAACAAUCGACGGAAGAAUUAAAUAGAUUUCCCAAUGUGUCAUUAGUUAAUAAUUGUAAAAAGGAUCCUGUGGAUAAUAAUUUCGUCAGUGAUUCCGAUGACGAAGAAAUUUUAGACGCGGAUGAAAGAAAAUUCUGGGAUAGAUUUGAAACUUUGGGGCCAGAUUUUGAUUUAAAACCACAGUCUCCCUAUAAAGUUCCACAAACCCCAAAAGUCCCACAUAUAUUAACAAAAGAUUUUGAUGUGAUUAUGAUGGAUGAAAUUAAAAAUGCCUUUAAAUUGAGACUAUUUCCAUUGAGAUUAUUUAAAGAACCAGUCAAAUGUUUUCCAGAAAAAAGUACAUAUAGGACACUUUAUACAAUGAGAGAAACACAAGUUUUGAACAGCAUAAAUGGUAUUAUCAGUAUAGGCAGGGAAGCAAUAAUUCUUCAUGGAAAUUCAUAUCCCUCUUCCAAAGAGUGCGCUAUAAAAGUCUAUAAACCAUUCCUGUCGGAUUUCAAAGGAUGUGAUAAAUUUCAGAAAUAUGAUCAUAGAUUUAUGAACAGAAGAAAAGAAAAAGUUUCUACAGAGACCAUCAGUCUUUGUGUUCAAAAGGAAAAGAAUAAUCUGUUGCGAAUGCACGAGGCUGGAAUACCUUGCCCAAAAGUAGUGGCACUUAAUAAACACAUAUUGGUGAUGGAGUUUAUUGGGGAAAACCAAAUAUGUGCUUUAACAUUGAAAUAUGCCACACUGACAGAUGAUGAUUGGAUAAAUGCUUAUCAACAGGUUGUUGAAAGUAUGAAGAAUCUUUACAAUAAGGCAAACUUGAUCCACACAGAUCUAACAGACGACAAUAUCUUGUGGCAUCAAAACAAAUGCUAUUUUAUUGAUGUCAGCGAAUCUGUAGAGAGUGGCCAUGAGGAAGCGUUUGUGUGUUUGUAUAGAGACUGUACAAAUAUUACAAUGCUCUUCUCCGUGAAAAAUAUUCCACACGUAGCUACACCAAUUGAACUAGUUAGUUACAUAACAGGCUUUGAUUUUGGCGAUCGCACUGAUCUUUCUGAUUUAAAAGAGGCUUACAAACGGCAAGUCAACCCACAGGCAGCCAUAAUCCAGGAAUAG
Messenger RNA from Diabrotica balteata, 1314 nucleotides. Lineage: Eukaryota; Metazoa; Arthropoda; Insecta; Coleoptera; Chrysomelidae. The record is from the annotation of a GenBank genome assembly.